This is a messenger RNA of Pelmatolapia mariae (spotted tilapia), 2295 nucleotides long. RefSeq names its product extracellular calcium-sensing receptor-like. Lineage: Eukaryota; Metazoa; Chordata; Actinopteri; Cichliformes; Cichlidae. Gene Ontology annotation, cellular component: plasma membrane. Gene Ontology annotation, molecular function: G protein-coupled receptor activity. Gene Ontology annotation, biological process: G protein-coupled receptor signaling pathway. The record is from RefSeq and is a predicted model, not a curated record. The transcript has 13 exons. The coding region runs from base 1 to 2295 and encodes 764 amino acids.
AUGAUGACUAUGGUGUUUGCAGUGGAGGAAAUUAACCAUAAUUCAAGUCUGUUACCAGGUGUUAAACUAGGCUACCAUAUCAUGGACUGCUGUGACCAUAUCCCCACCGGCCUGCAGGCUCUUUUUUCAUUACUCAGACACUCUAAAACUGUUGACAGUAAUGUCGAAAAAUCAACGAAAGAGUCUUCCACAUGUCUGUAUUAUUCUCCGGUGCCUGCUGUGAUUGGUCUUGCAUCCUCUUCCCCUACAAGAGCUGUCGCUCACACACUUGGCCCUUUCAACAUACCACUGGUGAGUUAUUUUGCCACCUGUACCUGUCUUACUGAUAAGCAUUUGUACCCAUCAUUCUUAAGAACUGUGCCAAGUGAUCUCUUUCAAGUUAGAGGUCUCGUAAAGCUUGUCACAUUUUUAGGCUGGUUCUGGGUGGGCACAAUAGGAACUAUGGAUGACUACAGCCUUUAUGGCAUCCAAGCAUUCUCUAAUCAGUUUGGAAGGCAAGGUGGAUGUGUGGCUUUUCAUCUCACCAUCCCGACAUCACCCACAAUGGCUGAAAUACAAGAAAUGGCAGAUAAGCUGGAGAGUUCAACUGCUCGGGUUGUGGUGGUGUUUGCUACAGAAGGGCAGCUUCUAAAUCUGUUCUUAGAAGGAACACUGGGCUUCACUUUCCCCGGAGUCAGCAUCCCAGGCUUGAAAGAGUUUCUUUUGAAUGUCCGACCCUCUCCCAAUCCAGGAUUGGAAUUUGUCAAUAUGUUCUGGGAAGAACAUUUUGGUUGUAAGCUAGAUUUUCGUUACAACCCAGGUUUCCAAAACAAUUCUCUUUAUAUGGUCGGAUUUACUCCUGUAUGCACAGGGUCAGAGGAUUUGAGAAACACUGACAGCAGUUAUAGUGAUGUAUCUCAGGUUCGAAUAUCCUACAAUGUGUAUAAAGCUGUGUAUGCCAUUGCCCAUGCUCUGCACACUUUUUUGAACUGUGAUUCAGCAGGACCUAGCGGGGGAUUGUGUGAGAAACACAGCUCAUUUUCAAAUGGUCAGUUUCUUCAGUAUCUGAAUAUGGUCAAUUUCACCAACCAGUUUGAUGAUAAAGUAUACUUUGACUCCAAUGGAGAGCCAGUCCCCCUUUAUGACAUUAUUAACUGGCAGAAGGACAGCAAGGAUAAAAUCAGAUUUAUCAAAGUUGGAACAUAUGAUGCUUCAGCACCACAGAGAGAGCAGUUGCAAAUAAAAAAGAACACCAUUGUAUGGACAAAAGGACAGUUACAGGUUCCUGUAUCUCAGUGUAGUGCUCCAUGUCCCCCUGGCAGCAGGCAGGCCACACGCCAAGGAGAGCCCAAAUGCUGCUUUGAUUGUUUGCCCUGUGCAGAUGGAGAGAUCAGCAACCAGACUGGUUCCACUGAGUGCACAAAAUGCCAUGAGUACUUCUGGUCAGACAAAGAAAAAGUGAAAUGUGUUGCAGGGGAAGAAGAAUUCCUCUCUUUCUAUGACACCAUGGGAAUCAUCCUGGUUGCACUCACCCUGCUGGGAUUCUUACUGACCACCAUCAUCACCAUUGUCUUUCACAGUUUCCGCUUUACACCCAUCGUCAAGGCCAACAAUUCAGAAAUAAGUUUCUUGCUUCUCCUGUCACUCAAGCUCUGUUUCCUGUGUUCUCUGGUGUUCAUUGGUCAGCCAUCUUGGUGGACAUGUAGGCUCCGCCAGGCAGCAUUUGGGAUCAGCUUUGUCCUGUGUUUGUCCUGCCUCCUUGUUAAGACUAUUGUGGUCCUCCUGGCUUUCCGGACUAACGUACCUGGUUCCAGGGGUCGGAAGCUGUUUGGAACAUCUCAGCAGAGGAUUCUGAUCAUCUGUGCGACAGCUCCUCAGAUUUGUCUCUGUUCUGGAUGGGUGUUGGGAGCACCUCCCUUUCCAUUCAGGAACCCAAACUACCAAGCUUUAACUGGAAAAAUUGUUGUGGAGUGUAAAGAGCCAUGGCCUCCUGGAUUCUAUCUGCUCCUUGGUUACAUUGGCCUACUGGCCUUUGUCUGUCUUCUCCUGGCAUUCUUUGGACGAAAGCUACCGGACACGUUCAACGAAGCAAAGUUCAUCACCUUCAGCAUGCUGAUUUUCUGGGCUGUGUGGAUUUCUUUUAUUCCAGCUUAUGUCAGCUCUCCUGGGAAAUUUUCUGUGGCAGUGGAAAUAUUUGCCAUAUUAGCAUCCAGUUUUGGAUUGUUACUAUGUAUAUUUGUCCCCAAAUGUUACAUUAUUUUACUGCACCCUGAGAGAAAUAUUAAGAAAGGCAUGACUGGGAAAUAUCCAAGAUGA